ACUUAUGACUCUAAGUCAUGCUUCGUUCGCAAGAGACGAAUGGGAUCUAUCUAUUUACUUCUCGAGGCUUUGCUUUAUUGGCUUCGUUUGUCCUUCGUUCACACUGCACAGACACUGCUCCGUGACCACUAUUACCCCAAUUUCGAUCUUCUCUCGUGGCUGCCUUUUUCUGCACCCAACCUUCCCCAAAUUCCCUCUUAUCUUCGUCGACUUUUCACAAGUCCUGGCACUAUUUUUUUCCGUCUUGCACGUAUGUUGACACAUACAGACGACUCGACUCAUUUCGUAGUUAUUUACACUCCUUAAUCAUCACGGUCACUUUACAUCUACGUACGCGACACCGUCUGGCAAAUAGAUGUGGGGUGAGAUUCCAAUUCACCCUCUAAUCUAGUCAUGUACACCUGCUGGGUAUUUGUCUAGACAUGCUGCGUUGCGCGUAUAUAUACAUUCAAUAUGACGAUCAUAUGCUGUCAUUAACUAUGCAAUAAUACCAAUGCAAUUCUGACAGUCAA
Molecule: messenger RNA, 512 nt
Organism: Suillus fuscotomentosus
Lineage: Eukaryota; Fungi; Basidiomycota; Agaricomycetes; Boletales; Suillaceae
Exons: 3
Coding region: 40-306 (88 amino acids)
Source: RefSeq, a predicted model, not a curated record